This is a messenger RNA of Arachis duranensis, 1137 nucleotides long. Its product is annotated as protein FAR-RED ELONGATED HYPOCOTYL 3-like. The coding region runs from base 1 to 1137 and encodes 378 amino acids. The record is from RefSeq and is a predicted model, not a curated record. The transcript has 4 exons. Gene Ontology annotation, biological process: regulation of DNA-templated transcription. Gene Ontology annotation, molecular function: zinc ion binding. Lineage: Eukaryota; Viridiplantae; Streptophyta; Magnoliopsida; Fabales; Fabaceae.
AUGACUGUCAGUUGGAUGUUCAUUAUAGCAAACAUUUACAUGUUUAAUAUAUCAGUGAUUGUGGAUGAUUUGUAUGAUGACCGACGCUUGUGGGUCCCAAUAUAUUUCAAGGGUGAAUUUUGGGCAUCAAUGCGGAGUACGCAAAGGAGUGAGAGCAUGCACGCAUUCUACGGUUUAUCCAAUAAAACUAGCUUAGUUCAAUUUGUUCAUGAAUAUGACAAUGUGCUUGGAGUCAAGGAGCAGAGGGAACUGGCGGAUGAUACUGCAGACUCGAGGGGGGUCAUCCCUUGUGCAACGACCUCGCCUAUGGAGAAACAGUUUCAACUAGAGUAUACCACGAGCAUUUUUAGGGAUGUUCAGAUUGAGUUUGUGAAGAAGGUUAACUGUAGAGUUUCUGCAAUUGAUAAACAGGGUCCAUUGGUCUGCGUGAAGGUGGAAAAGGAGAAACUAGUCAACGAUACUAUUCUAUGUGUUCCGUACGAUGUUCACUUUGACCGUUCCACACAGGAGCUUCGUUGUGAGUGUAAUCUCUUUGGGAGUUCAGGUGUGUUGUGCUGUCACUGCCUUGAAGUGUUCCAUUCGUAUAAAGUGUACAAAGUACCUUCUUGUUAUGUUCUUCCUCGAUGGAGCAAGAAGAUAAAGCGCAAGCAUACAUAUGUCAAAAGUAGCCAUGAUGUCAGUCGGUCGGAUGAGAGUCAUGUUGCAUUCAGGGGACUGUGUGCACACUUCUACAAUGUUGCCCAAGAGUUUGUAGGUGACGAUGAAGAAACAGCAUUGCUGCAUGUUGCUUUGGAAGAAACAAGGGCCAAAUUGGCUGCGCACCGUGCCAAAAAGAGGUCCGAGAGCGUGGCAGAAACUCAGACCAACAUUGGAUCACAGAGUUUGAACGAUGUCAGUGUUGAUGACAUCCAAGGCCCAUCGAAGGUCACCACAAAGGGCAGGCCAAAGAGUAAGAGGCUCGACUCUGCCCUUGAGAAGUCCAUCAAGAAUUCAAGACGGAGAAAACAAAAGAAUUUACCCCCGGUGGUUCGUCUGCACACACUUCAAGAUACAAACCAGUGUGCUGUUUCUGGCCUGAAUGGUCCCGAACAAGCAGGUGGUUUCCUGUCUUUGUUAAGCUCCUUUAACAAAAAGUAG